UGCCAGGCGUUCCAGAAAAAGCACGCAGAUGCUUCAGGUGAUCAAAUUCCACAACCCAGGCAGCCACAGAAUCUGCAAGGUCUAUUAAGGUUUGCAAUGGAAGCACAAGAUGGUGCAACACAAUCCACACCACAACUCCCACUUGAUGAUGAAAGAAGAAACUUCCUGCAAGCAGCCCUGCAAUCUAUGUCAGUUGAUGUGAUUGCAAUAAUGAAAGAAAACAUUACCAAACUCCAGCAGGUGGAAGACAUUAGUGAUGAUAAAGUACCUGAGAUGAUUGAAGCAUUUGAUUGUAUACUGGAUUAUAUUGAUAACAUUGACAUUGCCAAUGAUUUCCAUAAGAUCAAUGGCUUCUCCAUCUUUGAGCCAUGCUUGCGCUGUAAACACGACGAGAUCCGCGCGCGCGUUUGUGAUCUCAUCGCGGAAUUAUCGCAGAAUAAUCCGUACAUUCAGGGCGUGAUUUGUGAAUGCACGAAUGUCCUGCCGAAAUUAUUGAAUACGCUGCGGCAUGAUGAAUGCCAGAUUGUGAAGAUCAAAGCAUUGUAUGCGAUUAGUUGUAUAACGCGGGAAAGCCUCAUUGGUUACGGGAAUUUCCAGACGCACAACGGCCUGGAGGCAUUGCGCAGUGCUUUGGAGACGGGCAAUGAUAAACUACGCACGAAAGCUGCGUUUUUGUCUCAUCUGAAUCGCAAACGCGUCGCGAUUUUCCCCACGCGAUCAAUAUGA
Dalotia coriaria is the source of this 726-nucleotide messenger RNA. RefSeq names its product hsp70-binding protein 1-like. Gene Ontology annotation, cellular component: endoplasmic reticulum. The record is from RefSeq and is a predicted model, not a curated record. Gene Ontology annotation, molecular function: adenyl-nucleotide exchange factor activity. NCBI's taxonomy places the organism in Eukaryota, Metazoa, Arthropoda, Insecta, Coleoptera, Staphylinidae.